GCUCUGGGGGCGGUGGCCCGGCAGGGGUUCGAUUUCCUCUGCGCUCCGCUUUUCCAUCCCCGUCACCGCCGCGAGUUUCGGCUGCUGCCCGCCAAGGAGCGGCCCGGCCCGCAGACCCGGUCCGACCUGCUGCUGGCCGGGAGGGACUGGAACACCCUGAUAGUGGGCAAGGUGUCCCCAUGGAUCCGCCCCGAUUCCCCGCUGGAGGCUGUGAGGAGGUUUAAUGGGGUUAAUUGGGGCUUGAUGGCUCUGCAGGGGGCGCCACACGGGGCUGUGGUGUGGGUGCGCGUGCCGCUGCUGGCCCCCGAGGACGGGCGUGAGGACGCCAUCGUUAACGAGGAGCUGCUUAACGAGGGCGACGGGCGGCAGGAGGAGCGGACGUGGCACUGGUGGAACAACUUCCGGACUCUGUGCGACUACAACAAGAGGGUCGGGCUGGCGCUGGAGGUGGGCCCAGAUUUGCCGUCGGCGGAGGCCAUCGACCGCUGGUUGGGGGAGCCUCUGCGGGCGGCCAUAUUGCCCACCAGCAUCUUCCUCACCAACAAGAAGGGCUUCCCUGUCUUAUCCCGGCCCCACCAGCGUCUGCUGGGCCGGCUGCUGAAGGUGUGUGGGCCCCUCCCCUUCACCCUCCCACGCCUCCCUUUCUCCACCGUUGACACCACGAUGUGGGCGUGGCCUCGCGGUGGCUCCGCCCCCCACGAUGAGGUCACCGCGAGGGGGGGCCGUGCCCUGACCGUAGCCCCGCCCCUUCCGGUUGCAGACCCGUCAGAGGAUAACAGCCGUUACCGGCUGCUGUCGUUCCCGGUGGGCGUCACCACGGCCCUGCACGGCUUCGCGGGGUACUUCGAGACCACCCUGUAUGGGGACGUCACCCUCAGUAUCCGCCCAGAGACGCACUCACCUGGGAUGUUCUCCUGGUUCCCCAUCUUCUUCCCUUUAAAGCAGCCAAUGGCAGUGCAGGCAGGGCAGACGGUGGUGCUGUCGUUCUGGCGCCGUGCGGCACCACAGAAGGUUUGGUACGAGUGGGCCGUGACCGAGCCGGCCUGCUCCGCCCUGCACAACCCCGCUGGCCGCUCCUACACCAUCGGAUUGUGAGCAAUAAAGACUCAGCAGUGGCACUUCCUGUGGCGGACA
This is a messenger RNA of Meleagris gallopavo (turkey), 1134 nucleotides long. Lineage: Eukaryota; Metazoa; Chordata; Aves; Galliformes; Phasianidae. The record is from RefSeq and is a predicted model, not a curated record.